AUGGAGGAUGACUGCCCCUUUGAGCUUUAUGCCUUAAAGAUGCAACAUGAGAAAAAUACAUAUGAAAGUGAGCACAAGUGCACAAGAAAUUGGAACAACACAAUGGUGAGGUCUAGAUACUUGACUUCCAAAUUCAAGGACAAGAUUCAGCUUAAUGAAAACUGGAACACAUGUUCUCUUACACAGACCAUGUCUACAAAGAUUAAGGCAAGGGUAUUAAAGCAAAUGGCCUAUAGGACUAAAAGAGCAGCUUUGUUGGAAUUGGAAGGCUCUAAUAGGGAGCAAUUUGCAAGGCCGGCAAACUAUGGCAGAAAGUUGCAACGGGUUGACCCAGCAACCACAAUAGAUAUCAAGUGUGAUUUCUCACACUCAAGCAACCAGCCUAUUUUCAAGAGAAUGUACAUCUGUUUGGGGGCCCUUAAGAAUGGUUUUAAGGCAGGUUGUAUGGCUAUUAUAGGAUUGGAUGGUGCUCAUCUAAAUAGUGCUUUUGGAGGGCAACUUUUGACAGCUGUUGGGAUGGAUGCCAACAACACCACAUGGGUCAUAGCAUAUGCAAUGGUGGAAGAUGAGACUAAAGAUUCAUGGAUUUGGUUUCUAGAGUUGUUGGGAAAGGAUUUGGAUAUCAAUGAUGGUGGAGCAGGGUGGACAUUUAUAAGUGACAAACAAAAGGGAUUGAUGCCUGCUUUUGAUGAGGUGGUCCUUUUAGCACAUAUCAAAUUCUGUAUGAGACAUAUGUGGACUAACUUCACAAAGUUAUUUUUUGGGAAAGAGAUGAAGGACGAAAUGUGGAAGUGUGCUAAAGCAACCACAAUGCCUUUCUAUUUAAGAGACAUGGAGGAGAUGAAACAGUUGGAUGAGAAGUGUGACAUUCUAAUCAAUAACUUAUGUGAGAGUUUUAAUGGAUGGAUAAGAGAAGCUAGAGGUAAGCCACCUCUGACAAUGUUUGAAGAAAUCCGAGUGAAGCUAAUGACAAGGAUUCAGCUAAGGAGGAAAAAAAUGCAAGCUUACAAUGGCAACAUUUGCCCUAAGGCAAGGAAGACACUUGAGAAGAAUAAGUUGAAGGCUGCUAUAUACUAUAUUUCUACCUUCAAUGGAGGUCACCAAGCUGAAGUUGAGAACUUUGGUGGCUCUAAUAAUACUGUGGACCUUAAUCUAAGGACAUGCUCUUGUCAAAGGUGGGAGUUGUCUGGAAUUCCUUGCAAACAUGCAGUCUCAGCUAUUUUCCAGAAGAGAGAGGAGUCGGAUGAUUACGUUGCUGAAUGCUACCUCAAGAAGACCUAUAUGGCAAUAUACAGCAACCUCAUAAUGCAUGUUAAUGGCAUGGAUCUUUGGUCAAGAGGUGAAGGACCAGCAAUGUUACCUCCCCAAUAUACAAGACAACCUGGUCGACCAAAAACAAAGAGGAUUAAGGACUCUUCAGAGAUGGCUCAAGGCUCUGGUACUAAACUAGGAGGAGUACAAAAAUCACUAAAGUGUGGCAAUUGUAGGGGACUAGGUCACAAUAUAAAGACAUGCCAGACAUGCCAUAGGCAUCUGCCACCAAAGGAGAAGAAGAGUGUUGCCCUUAAUAAAAGGAGGAAGCUAAACAAUGGGGAUGGUUCUUAA
Molecule: messenger RNA, 1605 nt
Organism: Rosa rugosa (rugosa rose)
Lineage: Eukaryota; Viridiplantae; Streptophyta; Magnoliopsida; Rosales; Rosaceae
Exons: 3
Coding region: 1-1605 (534 amino acids)
Molecular function (GO): zinc ion binding
Source: RefSeq, a predicted model, not a curated record